AUGAAUGUCAUCCUCAUACGUCCAUCCACCAAGUUCGCUGCUCGUUCGCUCGCUCGACGCCCACUCACAUCCUCUAAUAGUAGUAUGACCAUCAUCUCAAAUGAUCCCAGUUGGUGGCCGCUCAUCAAUUCACAUAUUUUUUCGAGCUAUUUGGUGGUUGCUGCCUCGACUGGCGUAAUAUACGAUUGGAUACUUGCAUUCGGACAAGAGGUUGAAUUGAUUUGGAAGCAACACUGGUCCCUCACGACUGUCCUGUAUCUCGCUGUGCGCUACGUCGGAAUAAUGUAUGCUAUUAUGAACAUACAGUAUGUGCCAGGCCUUUACAUGUACUUCGCGGUAUAUUGGACGACAUUGGUCCUAAUUGCAAUACUUGGUGUCAUCAUGAUUGCUCGGUUAUAUGCCAUGUAUCAACGAUCCAGAAAGGUUCUGGUACUUCUCGUUGUUGUCUUCACAGCCAUCAUUGUCGCCAACACAGUGAUGUUCAAAAUAAACAUGAGGUAUAUUUCAGCGGAACAAUUCAUUCUCUCUGGCACCUAUCAGUGCGUUGCUGACAAUCCCGGACAUUUGAACAACAUCUGUUGGAUCCUCAUCGGUGUGUGGGAGAUCUUCAUACUGUGUCUUGCAGUCCGGAUUGCUCUAAAGCACUUCCGUGAAUUGGGGCGACACUCGGCGGGAGGUGUUAUUAGGGGCUGUUUCGUGGUGUUAAUGAAAACUCACAUGAGUUACUUUGUGAGCUCUGUUGUAGUUUUAUGCUUGUUCCUCGGUUAUUCUUCGCCAACGAUGCCAAAGGAUCCAUAUUCUCCAACAACCCUGACUUAUUUUGGUUUUCUUGAACUAUUCAGCAUUGUGCAGUCAGCUGUACUGGGACCACGGCUGAUCCUCAGUAUUCGAGAAUAUCACGCGAAGCUCAUGAUCAACUCUGACACAGGAUCUAGCAUGAUCUCAAUUGCUUCCCUAGAUCGCGUGCAUGUAUUAACUAGCAUUAGCGUGUAA
Molecule: messenger RNA, 993 nt
Organism: Suillus plorans
Lineage: Eukaryota; Fungi; Basidiomycota; Agaricomycetes; Boletales; Suillaceae
Exons: 12
Coding region: 1-993 (330 amino acids)
Source: RefSeq, a predicted model, not a curated record